This is a messenger RNA of Anisakis simplex (herring worm), 237 nucleotides long. Lineage: Eukaryota; Metazoa; Nematoda; Chromadorea; Rhabditida; Anisakidae. The record is from the annotation of a GenBank genome assembly.
GAAUGCUCACCACUGGGAAUGCGUGGUGCGUUCAGCUUUUUGGGUGAAAUCGGUUACGGUUUCAUGUGUGUUCUCGGUUUGGUGUUGGGAAUGCGAUCGGUAUUGGGCCAUUCACUACCUCUACUUCUUGGCGUUUCAAUCAUCCCACAAGUUUUCUUCGUCAUUUUCCUUCUCUUCAUUCCGGAAACACCAAAAUUCCUAAUGAUCACUCGGUUAGCACUAUUUGAAUUACUGUAA